Zalophus californianus (California sea lion) is the source of this 1776-nucleotide messenger RNA. RefSeq lists its product as uncharacterized. Lineage: Eukaryota; Metazoa; Chordata; Mammalia; Carnivora; Otariidae. Bases 1 to 1113 code for a protein of 370 amino acids. The record is from RefSeq and is a predicted model, not a curated record. The transcript has 7 exons.
AUGAGGCACAUCAGGUCUCCUCCGUGGGCAUCUCAGUCUCUCACAGACCAAUCACUGCCUAGCUGGGGUCCCCAAGACCCCUACUCAUGCCCAGGGAUUGGCCAGCUACCCCGGCCCCCUCUGAACACUGGAGCCACAGCCCUCUACCCUAAAAUGCCUGUAAAACACCCGAGAUCUCUGCGGUUCUUGCCCCGGGGUGUUCGUCCAGGCCUGGACCACCGGGAGCAGAAGAGGCUGAAGCUUGAAGCAAAUGUUAGCGGGUCCCUAUUGCAGGUCAGCGCCAGGGCAGGGGAAUUUCGGCUAAAUAAGAACAUCCUGGGACAGUGGAUGGUGGUUCGUCGUUUAAAAACAAACCAUAAAAAAGGGACCCUUCGGAAAAUCGUUUGGGUAAACAGCCAAGCUUCCAGGCUUAACGCCCGGCUCCCGCCCCCGCCCCUCCGCCCCCUCCCGCCUCCCCCACUCCCCUUCAACCCCACCCGCCACCCACACUCCGCUCCGCAGCCGGGCCCCGAGCGAGCUCCGCGCGCCCGGGCGGGAGCCGAGGGCUCCCCGGGUUCAAAGGGCCGCAGCCCCGAGGGAAUGCCCUCCUCGCUGUGCCCCGGGGGGCAGAAGCGGACUGCAGGGCGGUGGGACCGGCCUGGGCCACGAUGGUGUUCAAUGACAAAAGCCAAAUUAUUUGCAGAACUCCAGGACAUGCAUCUUUCUGCUGAGAAAACCAGUCAUUAUCAAAACCAACAGAAUUUGAAACAGUAUCUACAAUGUAAGCUCCAGGCGGAGAAUCCUGGAGGUGAGAUGUGGCUUAUGGGUCACUGGCUUCUUCCAUCUGGACUGGCUGAUGGCCACAGCUACCUUCUAUCGUUCGCAUUUUCCGGAAGUACUUCUCCAACUUUGGUGUGCAUGAGAAUCACCUGGAGAGCUGUUAGAUCACAAACUUCUGGGUUCCACAAGUUCAGUACAUUUGGUUGGUUGACAAAGAGGGAGAGCUUUGUGGUAGAUGAUUCCAGAGGAAGAAGAAAGAAAAUGAACCAUGGGAGAGAAACAAGGAUCAUGGCGUGCGAAUUUGCAAAAAUAGACGAGGUUGGGGCUGCAGUCCUGGAUUAUGGAACCAGGUGAAAUGGAAAUUUGGACAGCCAUCACCAAAAGUCUGACCUCAGCAGUAACACUAACUUCUCCACUGAAAAAUGAACUCUAGAGUCAACAGCACUCUGCCCUUUUCUUUGGGAGUCAAAGUCCUUUCUCCAAGGACAAUCCAAUGUUUGGAACACCAAAAGGCACAGAUUCUGUGUGACUUUCCCACUUUUUGGGAUGACUGUCAGUUUUCUUGGUGACAAAUGUAUUUGUGGGGUGGUUUAGGGAUUCUACAAUUUCAGAGUGGGAAGAGCUUUUGGAGAAUGUCCAAUCUCGCUGCCUUUCAAAUGCUGAGGUAAUAUGCACAACAUGAAUGCCAAGACAUUUUAUGGGCGGAGAUGAAAGGUUUCCAGUGUCAAUACAUUUCUGUGUACAGUCCAGUAGACAUUGUCUCUGAGGACCACCAACUCCCCUUUCCAGGUUCCCUUUCCCUCUCUGACACACUAAGCAACGCGCUCUUGUUCUUUGGCUCUGCUGAGUCAUCUAAGUAAAAGAUAAGAGUAUCCACUGUUACCAUUUUGGAGAUUUUAUACAUUUUAAUUAGGGCUUUCAUAUCCCAGAGCGUUCAUUUUCUCAUCUGUCAAAUGGAGCUAAUAUCGCCUACAAUGAAGAGCUGUUGAAACAAUUGGAAUAAAUAAAAAAUGUCCA